AUGCGUUCAGGCGGCUCGAGCCGCGAGAGGAACGGGAACGGAGCUGUGGGGUUCCACCAGGAGAGGCGCUCGCAGACCUCGGCGGAGCCGGCCGCCACCGCUGGCCUCAAGCGACUGCGCUCCGAACGCCUGGAGGAGCAACUCUCGAAGAGGCUCGCGGUGGCGGCGGCGGUGGCGGCGCGACACCGCGUCGAGCAACGACGUCCGCCGACGUCGCCCAACGGGGCCGGGCAGAGACGACGAGGGGACGACGACGACGAGGCGGAGAGCGGGGCCGACGCUCCGGACCGCCGCCAUCCCGCAGCUCCCGGCGACAAUGAAAUCGGUGACAGAAGCUCGCCGAACGGGAGCGGGGCUCCCCUGCUCACCGCCCCCCCUCCUCCUCCUCCUCUUGCCCCUCCUCCGCUGUGCCCCUCGACGCUGCCGGCCAUCGUGAGCCAACUGGUGGCGCUGCAGCGGCAGCAGGUCCAGCAGCUGCGGCUCAUCGACGAGAUCCGCGAGCAGAUCGUGCUCAUCGCCCCGCACACGGACCUUCACGCCCAGCGGCUCUGCGGGGACUUCGACGGAGGGGACGAGCCGCCGCUCCCUUCCGUCCCGAGCGGCCCCGCGUCCCCGCCGCCGGCGGCCUCCUCCUCCUCCUCCCCGCGGCGCAACGGGAACGCAUCGCCAUUCGGCGCGGCCCCCGUCGGACUCCGCUCCCGCCUCCGCGGGACGGCCGCAGCCACCGGCGGCGAUGGCACGGCGACCCGAUCGAUGGCCGUCCGGGGAGGCCCGCCCGGCCAGCCCGUCGCCGCUGACGAUUUCGCAGACGGCCGGCGCUCUCCGGAGCGCACGCUCAGAAUGGAGGUGAAGUCCGAAGCUUCGCCCUGCGAGGCGUUCGGCGGAGACGGCGGCGCCCCGGAGUGCCGCCCCGGCUCUGGCGAGCGCCGGGCGAUCGGAGACCGCCAGGCUGGCCGAGCGGGCCUCGGCUCGCGCCCACGCGGUCACGGAGAGGCGUUCGCGCGCUUCGGCCACGACCCCCGCGGGGCAACCUUCAGCGGCGACAAGGACGCGGCGGCGGCGGCGAUACUGGCGGCGUCGUUGCCCGGUUUCAGCGGCGAUCCGGCGUCACUGUCGUCGCGCCUGGUCGGAGCGCAGGCCUCGUGGCGGCACGGGCCUCGCGGCCGCGAGCCGCCCGCCGUUCCGUUCAGCUCCGAGGGAGCGGGAGGCCGGUACGCGGCGGGAGACGCGGGCGGACCCCCGCGAGCGCCCCAGACGUCCAAGCUGCAGCAGUUGGUGGAGCGGAUGGACCGCCGUCCCGCCGAGCCCAACCGCUGCUUCGUGUGCCACCGCGUGCUCAGCUGCCAGAGCGCGCUCAAGAUGCACUACCGCACGCACACGGGUGAGAGGCCCUUCCAGUGCCGCGUGUGCGGCCGCGCCUUCUCCACCAAGGGCAACCUCAAGGCGCACUACUCGGUGCACAAGGGCGCCGCGGCAGUGAUGCCAGAUGGAGGAGAAGGAGGAGGUGGCAGCCCGGAUGCCCAAGUCGAGGGGUGCGCGGGCAGGGGACGAGGAGGACGAGGAGGUCGAGGAGGUCGAGGAGGAGGAGGAGGUUGAUGAGGAGGAGGAGGAGGGGGGCGGCUGCUGCGGACCGGGAUGACGGGACGUCCGAGUACGGGAGCUCAGACGCGGGCGACCACGACGGGCGGCGAGCUCCCCCCGCCGCCGCCCGCUGGCCGAGCCCGGAGUCUCCGGCGCCGCGGACGACGGCCGUCGGGCCGGAGCGCCGCCAGCGGCCACGCGGCCACGGCGGCUUCGGGACGGCAUCCUUGCCGAGCCCGUCGGAGAGCCCCGGGGCCUCGGCGUCGCCGCCGUCGGACGCCGGCCCCGAGCCGAGAGAGGAGGCGGGGGCCGGCGGAGCGGAGUGGUCGCGUCCCGGCGGCGGCGGCCGCCCGGCGCUCGCCGGCCGGGAG
Messenger RNA from Lethenteron reissneri (Far Eastern brook lamprey), 1952 nucleotides. Its product is annotated as sal-like protein 3. Lineage: Eukaryota; Metazoa; Chordata; Hyperoartia; Petromyzontiformes; Petromyzontidae. Gene Ontology annotation, biological process: regulation of transcription by RNA polymerase II. Gene Ontology annotation, cellular component: nucleus. The record is from RefSeq and is a predicted model, not a curated record. Gene Ontology annotation, molecular function: DNA-binding transcription factor activity, RNA polymerase II-specific; RNA polymerase II cis-regulatory region sequence-specific DNA binding.